GGAGUGGCGCAGCAAGCGGCCUGGCAGGCGGUCACCUACCUGGCCGCCGGUCAGAUGGCAGCGACGGGCAAGCAAACGAGCAGCAACAGCGUUUUGCAGAGUAGGCGCCAGCCUGCCCGCCUGUCAACGGCGACCAGAAACUUCCAACAGCUCCGAGAAGCACCAGUGGCGGGCUGGCCGACGGCCACUGAUCUUCCCGUCGGUCGAUGUUCCCCUCUUAUAAAAGUCACGCGGCUCCUUGUGUUUCCCUAUGCUUUCCCCUUACGUUUUUUCUCCUUUUAGGUGCGAAAUUCAUCUCAUUUUAUUCCAAACUAUUGUAUUAAAACUGUGUUGCUUAAAUUUCUUCUUCAAGAGUGAAUUUCUCAAUUUUGGGAGCACUCUCAAGAUCCGGAGAGGUCCGGAUCCGGAGAAGUCCGACUUCCAUGAAAUCCGAAUUCCGGAGAAGUCGAGAUAUCCAAAUUCCGGAGAAGUCGAGAAAUCCGAAUUCCAGAGAAGUCGAGAAAUCCAAAUCUCGAGAGAUCCAAAUCCUGAGAUGACCGAAUCCCUUUCUAAUUGGGCUUCUAAUUAUCUGUUAAUUCUCAGAGCCGCUGUUGAUAGAGGAGUCGUCGCACAAUCGGCCGUCUCCGUACAUAUUGUGCGCUACAGGGACGCCGAUCUGAGAAGGAGCCGCUGCCGCCUUCAGACCUAUCGCCACCGCCCAGAAAGAAAAGUUGCUGCCACUUUUGCACUCGGACGCGCAGCAGGGAGUCGCCGCCCAGCCGUUCAGAUUGUAGAGAACCGCUGCAAGCCUCGCAAAGGUGUCGCCGCCAUGCGUCCAACCGUAAGUCAUCGUUGCGAGCAGCAAGGGGUAGAGCCGCCGUUGCAACCACAUCUGAAGUUUGAGCCACAGCCGCUGGUUCAAUCAGAGUUGUGCAGCCCAAGGAAUUUCCGCCGCCGUGUUGAAGUGCGCCGCCGCCGUCGAGUUUCGCCGCUGGGUCUUGAACCGCAGCAGCAGGCAGUGAACUUAGCCACGGCAGGAGCUGUGAUCCAGAAAUCAGCCGCCGUCACGCAGAUAGGAGCGCCGCUGCAUCGCGAGCUGUUCCCAUCCAUUCAGAGCCGCCACCAUCCAGAUUGUGUGCCUCCGCCGCCGUCGAGUAAGGGUUUUAGUUUCGAAGGUAAAGGUGGAGUUAUGAGUGUCUACAAGGAUUCGAAGGUGGUUCUGAAAGGUGGAGAGGGGGAGGCCUGGCACAACCAUAGUGCGUCUGAAGAAUCUGUAUGGAGAAUUGAAGUCAAGGUGGAGAUUUGUUGUAAUGCCUUGAAUCUGACCCGUUACAGCUCCGGAUCCAGAGAGGUCCGAAUCCGGAGAAGUCCGACUUCUGUGAAAUCCGAAUUCUGGAGAAGUCUAGAAAUCCGAAUUCUGGAGAAGUUGAGAAAUCCGAAUUCCGGAGAAGUCGAGAAAUCCGAAUCUCAAGAGAUCCAAAUCCUGAGAUGACCGAAUCCCUUUCUAAUUGGGCUUCUAAUUAUCUGUUAAUUCUGUAGUUUGGGGCCCAAGUCUGUUAGGGUUUAGCCAAGAACUAUUUAUAUGG
Messenger RNA from Cuscuta campestris, 1565 nucleotides. NCBI's taxonomy places the organism in Eukaryota, Viridiplantae, Streptophyta, Magnoliopsida, Solanales, Convolvulaceae. The record is from the annotation of a GenBank genome assembly.